This is a messenger RNA of Paramecium pentaurelia, 1346 nucleotides long. Lineage: Eukaryota; Ciliophora; Oligohymenophorea; Peniculida; Parameciidae. The record is from the annotation of a GenBank genome assembly.
AUGUAAAUUAAUUGCUAAUAAAAUGAUUAAUAAAUUCUACUCUUUACAGUUUUUAGAAAACAUUUUUUUCGCGACUAAUCUUAUUAUUUAAAAUUAUCAAAAAAAUAAAUACUGAUGAGUCAAGUAAGUUAUAAUUAUAUUGAAACAUUAGGAGUGCUAAUUUGUAAAAACCAAGUAUAUUUUAGAUUUGAACCCAUAGACAUAAUUUGAAUGGAUAGUAAGAGAUCAACAAUUAAUUGGAUUCCUAUUUCCUUAUUAGAAUAAAAUGAAAGAAUUUUUUGGAGACUCAAAUAAUCUCAUAGAGUUAAAAUAAAGACUUGGGAAAUAAAUUCUUUUUAAAUCUCUUACAGUACACUAUAAAUUAAUUAAAUAUUUAGAUUCAGGAACAUUUGGCUAAGUAUUUUAUUGUUCUAUUUAUAGAUUUCUUUAUAAUCAAAUUAUAUAAGUAAAUAACUAGUUGCUAUUAAAACAUUAAUUAACUCGAAUAAAUCAGCAUAAUAAUAAAUUGAAAAUGAAAUAAAGAUUCUUCGAACACUAAAUCAUCCAAAUAUAUUAUCCAUUUAAGAAGUAUUUCUAACAAAUCUCACAUAUUCUAUUAUAACUGAAUUUGUUGAAGGAAAGAAUCUUAAGAAAUUAAUUUAAGAGAAAUCAGAAUUUUAAGAAUUAACUAUUCUUUAAUUAUUAAAAGUAAUAUUCUGAAAUUAUUCUAUUAGUAAUUAUUUGAAGGACUCUCUUAUAUUCACAAAAUGGGAAUUAUACAUCGAGACAUCAAACCUGCAAACAUAAUGUUAAGUAAAAAUGGAAUACUUAAAAUUGUUGACUUUGGAUUAUCAUGUUAUAUGGGUAAUUAACUUUAAGAAACUCCUAAAUGUGGAACACCAGGAUUUUGUGCUCCUGAAAUCUUACAAAAUAUUGAUAAUCAAGUAAUUUAUGAUUAUAAAGUUGAUGUAUUCAGUGCUGGAUGUGUUUUAUAUAAAAUAUUAACUUCUAAAGGCUUAUUUGAUGCUGAUACAUCAGUAGAAGUUUUAAAGAAAAAUAAAAACUGUUUAUUUAUAAUUAAAGAAUAAGGAAGACUUUUUGAUUUAGUCAAAACUAUGCUUAAAUAAAAUCCUCUCGAAAGAUUAAGCAGUGAGUAGACUUUAUUAUUAAUUAAUUUAAUGAUUGAGGAUGAUACUUUGGAUGUAAAUACAUGGUAUAGACACUAAUUCAACUCCAACUAAUCAACAUCAUCUAAUAUAUGUCUGACACCUAAAUAAAGUGCAUAUUGCAAAUCUCUUUAAAAAACUUAAUCAACACCGAAUUAUUCAAGGAGUUUCUUCUCUAUCAGUUCAAAAACUUAUAGAUGA